GCAUCUAUCAACAUGUUCUCUUCAUUGUGGCAACAUCGCUUUAUUUACGUUUCGGAAGUUCUAUGAGCCUUACGUAGCCUGAAGUGCCCAACAAGCUAAAAAUUAGCAAUCAUGCAGAACGAAGCUGGUGAAUAUGUUGACCUGUAUGUGCCACGCAAGUGCAGCACUUCAAACAGGAUCAUCCAUGCAAAAGACCAUGCCUCCAUCCAGAUCAAUAUUGCUGAGGUGGAUGAGCGAACUGGUGUGAUGACCAUGAACUACACCACCUAUGCCAUCUGUGGAGAAAUCAGGAAAAUGGGAGAAAGCGACGACUGCAUUUCCCGGCUGGCUAUCCGCGACAAAAUCCUCGUGAAGUGCGAUUAAAACGGAGCCGUGAAGUAAA
Hyalella azteca is the source of this 382-nucleotide messenger RNA. RefSeq names its product 40S ribosomal protein S21 (gene RpS21). Gene Ontology annotation, cellular component: cytosolic small ribosomal subunit; ribosome. Bases 112 to 363 code for a protein of 83 amino acids. The record is from RefSeq and is a predicted model, not a curated record. The transcript has 4 exons. Gene Ontology annotation, biological process: endonucleolytic cleavage to generate mature 3'-end of SSU-rRNA from (SSU-rRNA, 5.8S rRNA, LSU-rRNA); translation; endonucleolytic cleavage in ITS1 to separate SSU-rRNA from 5.8S rRNA and LSU-rRNA from tricistronic rRNA transcript (SSU-rRNA, 5.8S rRNA, LSU-rRNA). Gene Ontology annotation, molecular function: structural constituent of ribosome. NCBI's taxonomy places the organism in Eukaryota, Metazoa, Arthropoda, Malacostraca, Amphipoda, Hyalellidae.